UGUUUAUUAGAAAAUAGAAACAAUGAAGAAUAGACAUAGUGUUAAAGUAUCUGUAAAAUGGAUUCCCAUUUUCUCUAUUGCCUUCUUCUUCAUUGGAAUGCUAUUUUCUAACAGAUUGUGGUCACCAACUGAAUCCAGCAGUCAGCUCAUAGCUCAGCAUAGAAGGGAUCAAGAACUUCAAGUUGUUUCUGAGGACUGUAAUUCAACCAAAAAGAAACAAGGACAAGACAAGGAUGUAAUGCAAGAGGUGUACAAAACCCAUGAAGCAAUUCAAUCAUUGGACAAAUCAAUUGCUAUGCUUCAGAUGGAGUUGGCAGCCACUAGGAGUACACAGGAAAUGAAGGUGGCUGAUCAGUCUUCCAAUUCUUCUCGUUCUCAAGAUGGACCUCCGAGGAAAAAGGUUUUUGUGGUAAUUGGAAUUAAUACCGCUUUUAGCAGUCGGAAGAGGCGUGAUUCCGUUAGAGAAACUUGGAUGCCUCAAGGGGAAAAGCUUCUCAAAUUGGAGAAAGAGAAGGGAAUUGUAGUCCGGUUCAUGAUUGGUCACAGUGCAACAUCUAACAGCAUACUGGAUCGCGCUAUUGAUUCUGAAGAAGCUCAACAUAAAGACUUUCUCAGGCUGGAGCAUGUUGAAGGAUAUCACGAGCUCUCUGCCAAAACUAAGAUUUUCUUUUCUACCGCUGUUGCAAGAUGGGAUGCCGACUUCUAUGUCAAGGUUGAUGAUGACGUCCAUGUCAAUUUGGGAAUGCUAGCUGCAACUCUAGCCCGUCAUCGGUCGAAACCCAGAAUUUAUAUUGGGUGUAUGAAAUCUGGACCUGUUCUUGCUCAAAAGACUGUAAAGUACCACGAGCCAGAGUACUGGAAAUUUGGAGAAGAAGGAAACAAAUACUUCCGACAUGCAACUGGUCAGAUCUAUGCCAUCUCCAAGGACUUGGCCACAUACAUAUCAAUCAAUCAGCCCAUAUUGCACAAGUAUGCCAAUGAAGACGUGUCAUUAGGGGCUUGGUUUAUCGGUCUUGAAGUUGAGCACAUCGAUGAACGCACUAUGUGCUGUGGAACUCCACCAGAUUGUGACUGGAAGGCAGAGGCAGGUAAUGUAUGUGUUGCCUCCUUUGACUGGAGCUGCAGCGGAAUUUGUAAAUCAGUAGAGAAGUUAAAAUACGUCCAUGAAAAGUGCGGUGAAGGGGAAGAAGCUCUUUGGAAUGCUCUCUUCUAAUUUCCCUUAAACAAAUAGAGAUUCUUGCUGAGAGAUAGCUGUCGGAUAAUUUCCAUCUGGCUGGCUGUUUUUGAUUGCCAAAAUACACUCAGAACUUGUUGAGUAGAGCAAUUUGUAUAAUAUGAAACUGUUAGAUUGAGAGCAUGUUUGUUGUAGAUUAUGUCUCUGUCUAGAUGAUGAUUUAGAUUUCGGAUUUCGAAGGACAGCGGAAAUCCCUUUCUAAUUCUUGUCAGCAUAUCCCUUAGAUAUGUACUCACAUUUUUUGGUAAUGUAAUUUUGGUGGUGGUGAGUGAGGUUCAUUGUUGUUUCUUGUUUGUGAGUAGAAGGCCUCCAUUUUGAAGAUUGACAAUCUAGUGUUAUUUUCUUCUUCUUUGAAUUAUUAAUAUUCUGGACUCCAGAUUA
Messenger RNA from Nicotiana tabacum (common tobacco), 1615 nucleotides. The record is from RefSeq and is a predicted model, not a curated record. NCBI's taxonomy places the organism in Eukaryota, Viridiplantae, Streptophyta, Magnoliopsida, Solanales, Solanaceae.